This is a messenger RNA of Ectocarpus siliculosus, 590 nucleotides long. NCBI's taxonomy places the organism in Eukaryota, Phaeophyceae, Ectocarpales, Ectocarpaceae. The record is from the annotation of a GenBank genome assembly.
AACACCCUGAUGGCCUGGUUGUCGCUGCACUUGUAACUCGUGAUCUUGUGCAUGACUCUUCCACUACCAAGGUGUGAAGGGCGAUCGAUCCAUGGCGUCCGAUGUGCCCUAUAAUUUGAUGGGCGCAUCCGGAGGUCUGAUAGUGGCCUUCGCAUUUGUGCCUCAACUUGCACGGGUGAUCAGGAGGAAACAAUCGGCUGAUAUCAGCUACGCACAUCUGAUGGUUUUCGUGGGGGGAUUGGUAAUGUUUCUCGCCUACUACGGGUACUACGAGCUCUGGGAGGUGUUCUUCCCGGCCCUCUUGUCGAUGUCGUUCGCGAUCUUGCUGCUCGCCUUGAAGAUCCGGCUGGAAGAGUUUCCUCUCCGACCUAGGGCGGCGGUGCCAGGGGCAUCGGUGGUUGUUGGAGACACGUCCGGCGAUGGAGAAAGGAUGGCCAACACCUCAAGCGAUGCACAGCCCCUCAUGAGCUCGUGGUAGCCUGUGAUCCCGGCCCUUAUCACGUCGAGUCUUCUCGAGCUGUGGAUAAAGUGGUGUUCUCGAGCUGUCGAUAAAUAGUGCAGCAGUCUUAAGUUCUGAGUGAAGUUUGUGG